AUGCCUGUUCUAAUUUUGUUAAAUGAUGCUAAAAAAUUACUAUCGUGUUUAACGAAAAAUUUUUCAUUUUUUGAUAUUGAAAUACACGAAAAUGAGUUCAAUGAAACAAAAAGUAUAUUAUCAAACAUGUCUCAUAAUAAAUUAUAUAUUCUACUGAACUGUGAUUUAAAACCAUCUAGAUAUGAAAUAUAUUGUUUAGUAAAAAAACAAGAAUGUGGAUAUUGUAUUAUCAGUUCUGUACAGCUUAGUGAGGCAAAACAUGAUAAUCCACAUGUUGUUAUAGAAGAAGGGGAAAUAGAUUUAAACAUAAUUAAUGAGAUUACUAAAUAUUUAAAUACAAAUUUACAUGCUACUACCGCACAUAAAAGAAUGACUGUUAAUAAUAAUAAUUAUCUUAGUACAGUUAAAAAUAUUAUUAAUAGAAUUAAUAUAGAGAAUAAGGAUCUUUUAGAUUCAAUAAAGAAAGAUUGUGAAUAUAAAUUGCUUAAGAUGUUAAAUUUAAACAAAAUAGAAGUAAAUGAGGUAGAAAGGUUAUAUAAAAAAAUGUUAGAAGAGAACAGUAAUUAG
Vairimorpha ceranae is the source of this 567-nucleotide messenger RNA. RefSeq lists its product as hypothetical. The transcript has a single exon. The record is from RefSeq and is a predicted model, not a curated record. NCBI's taxonomy places the organism in Eukaryota, Fungi, Microsporidia, Nosematidae. Bases 1 to 567 code for a protein of 188 amino acids.